AUGUCAAUAUAUAGGAGGCUGACUUGCCCGAUACCAAACUGCCUGAACAUCGAUGGGCAGGGGGAAGCAGAAAAAUACUCGCCGAAAAAGUGCAAACUGUGUGGCAAAGAAAAUGAAAUGACAUCGGCUGUCAAUCAUAAAGGGGUUUACAGCUCGUUAGACCAGCGGUAUGUUACAUCGCAGCACCGUUCUGUUGAGUUGACUGAACCCGUCCGGGAGACCCUCCACUCCCCCGAUGCUGUCAAGAUACCCGAGCGCUCACGUCUUGCUAUGGUUUCUGAUGGAUGGCCAGUGGCAAACUCGUCGUGGAAGUCAAAGUACAGCGAUGAGCCCAGGGACAAGGGAGUCAAACGUAAGCGUGCUGAACAGAUAUCGCAUUCGGAAGUAACGUCAGAAGAGCAUACCAGUAGCUCUUUUUCCUACACAUCUUCCGCGCAGCUUCAGCAGGCGGAGCCAAAGCAGUUUCCGAUAGCACAACUCAAGAGUAAGCCACUGAAGCUCACGCCGGACCUUCCAGAGCUGUCAGUGAAGAUCGUGAAGCUUUGUCAGAGCUGUGGGAGACAGUGCAACGGCACUUGGAUAAUGGGGUACGACGCGGUGCACUGCAGUGACUUUUGUUUAAAGAUAACAGAAUCGAUGUUGGAAAAAGAGGACGAGAUGAAUAUGAACAACGAGAUGAUGGCAGGCAUGUCAACAGCAGGAAGUUCAGAAUAUGAUCCCGAACACGAGGAUUACAUAUCCAAAACCACAGCGUUCAAACCAACAUGA
Messenger RNA from Guillardia theta CCMP2712, 768 nucleotides. RefSeq lists its product as hypothetical. The transcript has 3 exons. The record is from RefSeq and is a predicted model, not a curated record. The coding region runs from base 1 to 768 and encodes 255 amino acids. Lineage: Eukaryota; Cryptophyceae; Pyrenomonadales; Geminigeraceae.